Molecule: messenger RNA, 5046 nt
Organism: Myotis brandtii (Brandt's bat)
Lineage: Eukaryota; Metazoa; Chordata; Mammalia; Chiroptera; Vespertilionidae
Gene: ZFP28
Product: ZFP28 zinc finger protein
Exons: 15
Coding region: 1-3363 (1120 amino acids)
Biological process (GO): negative regulation of transcription by RNA polymerase II
Molecular function (GO): DNA-binding transcription repressor activity, RNA polymerase II-specific
Source: RefSeq, a predicted model, not a curated record
AUGGAGGCCCACCUGAGCCGCCCUCCCCAACCUGCCCAGCCCCGCCUUCUGUCCAUUCUCCUGGCCGCCCAGCCUAGCAACCCCUCCAACCUAGGCACCGACCCCCAGAAUCCCAGGGGCGUGGCUCUGUCACUCGGGGUGGCCUUUGCCACCGCGGCGGGACUACAUUUCCCAGAGGGCGCGGCGGAGGAGGACACGCCCACUUCCGGCGUCGUCACGCUGUUGGCUCUGCACUGCCCCCUUCGAAUCUGGGGACACCGCAUAGUCCAUAGCCCCCUUCUCCAGCUGAGGGGGCUCCCACAGGAGGCUGUAGGGACAGGAAAGGACCCCCAAGUCACGUCCCAGAGCGCGGUGACGUUUGGGGACGUGGACGUCGCUUUCUCCCAGGAGGAGUGGGGCCGGCUGAGCUGCGCCCAGAAGGCCCUGUACAGAGACGUGAUGCUGGAGAACUACCGGAACCUGGUGUCGCUGGGGCUCUGCCUCUCUAAGCCCGACGUGAUCUCCUCCUUGGAACAGAGGACAGAGCCCUGCAUGGCCAAGAACGGGCUGACAGGAGGCCGGUGCCCAGGUGAGCGUGGGAGACCCGGUGGGGGCCACUCACUGGAGGUCACAGGUCAGCCACCUCAGGCAGGCGGGGUCAUCAGGAGGCUCCUGAGCUCGGGGCCUGGAGGGCAAGGAAGACCCCCUGGAAUGGACGCCCCGCGCUUUGUCCGGGCCAAGCAGACAUGUGGUCUGUCCUUCCAGAGCGCGGUGACGUUUGGGGACGUGGACGUCGCUUUCUCCCAGGAGGAGUGGGGCCGGCUGAGCUGCGCCCAGAAGGCCCUGUACAGAGACGUGAUGCUGGAGAACUACCGGAACCUGGUGUCGCUGGGGCUCUGCCUCUCUAAGCCCGACGUGAUCUCCUCCUUGGAACAGAGGACAGAGCCCUGCAUGGCCAAGAAUGGGCUGACAGGAGGCCGGUGCCCAACUCCCUUCCGCCCCUUGAAGAGCGCGGUGACGUUUGGGGACGUGGACGUCGCUUUCUCCCAGGAGGAGUGGGGCCGGCUGAGCUGCGCCCAGAAGGCCCUGUACAGAGACGUGAUGCUGGAGAACUACCGGAACCUGGUGUCGCUGGGGCUCUGCCUCUCUAAGCCCGACGUGAUCUCCUCCUUGGAACAGAGGACAGAGCCCUGCAUGGCCAAGAAUGGGCUGACAGGAGGCCGGUGCCCAAGUCUCUGCCUCUCUAAGCCCGACGUGAUCUCCUCCUUGGAACAGAGGACAGAGCCCUGCAUGGCCAAGAACGGGCUGACAGGAGGCCGGUGCCCAGGCGGGAAGGCUGUGCCCGCGGAGGAGGGGCCGUGUGAGGAGCAGCGGUCCAGACCAGCGCUGCUGCACAGACGGGCCAGCUGCCGCCUGCAGGGCUCCGGGCGGGGGCAGCGCUGGGAUGGCGAGGCUCUGCUCCAGAGGCAGCCGGGCUUGGCGACCAGCACGCGGGUGGCCAGCGACUCCUCCCAGCAGCCCGGCCCGGCUCAGGGGAGUUUCCCUAAGGAUGUGACGUGGGGGAGCCCGGACCUGGAGGCAGGGCGCUGUGUGUCCCGGCCGCAGUGGCCUUCUCGGCUGCAUCGCGGGAGGGAGCCCUGGCUGGUGAAGAGAGAGCUGGCGGGAGGCCUCUUCUCAGGCCAACAAUCUGUACAUGAGACCCAGGAAUUAUUUCCAAAGCAGGAUUUAUUUGCUGAUGUGCUAACAGACAGAACUUUAAGCACUAAUCUGGAAUGUUCAACUUUCAGAGAAAAUUGGGAUUCUGAGGGUGUGUUUGAAAGGAAGCUGGUAGGCCGGGAGACACAAUUCAGGCAAGAAACAGUCACUAAUAGCAAAACCCUCUCUAAAGAAAGAGAGCGUACGUAUAACAAAUCUGAAAGAUGGUUCCCUUUGGACGUGUCAGAAGAGAGAGUUCAUAACCAUGAUUCAGUUAAGAAAAGUUUCCCCCAAAAUACAGUGGUGAUAAAACAUACAGGAAUCUGCACAGGAAAAAAACUUUUCAAAUGUAAUGAAUGUAAGAAAACUUUUACCCAGAGCUCAUCUCUUACUGUUCAUCAGAGAAUUCACACCGGAGAGAAACCCUAUAAAUGUAACGAGUGUGGAAAGGCCUUUAGCGAUGGCUCAUCCUUUGCCCGACAUCAAAGAUGUCACACUGGCAAGAAGCCCUACGAAUGCAUUGACUGUGGGAAAGCCUUCAUACAGAACACAUCCCUUAUUCGUCACUGGAGAUACUAUCACACUGGGGAGAAACCCUUUGAAUGCAUCAACUGUGGGAAAGCCUUCAGUGACCACAUAGGACUUAAUCAACACAGGAGAAUUCAUACUGGAGAGAAACCCUACAAAUGUGAUGUGUGCGACAAGUCCUUCAGGUAUGGCUCAUCCCUUACUGUUCAUCAAAGGAUUCAUACUGGAGAGAAACCAUAUGAAUGUGAUGUUUGUCGAAAAGCCUUCAGCCAUCAUGCAUCCCUCACUCAACAUCAAAGAGUGCAUUCUGGAGAGAAACCUUUUAAGUGCAAAGAAUGUGGGAAAGCUUUUAGGCAAAAUAUACACCUUGCUAGUCACUUGAGAAUUCACACUGGAGAGAAGCCCUUUGAGUGUGGGGAAUGUGGCAAAUCCUUCAGCAUCAGUUCACAGCUCGCCACACACCAGAGAAUUCACACUGGAGAGAAGCCCUAUGGGUGUAAAGUUUGCAGUAAAGCCUUCACCCAGAAGGCUCACCUCGCACAGCAUCAGAAAACUCAUACGGGAGAGAAGCCAUAUGAGUGCAAGGAAUGUGGGAAAGCCUUCAGCCAGACCACACACCUCAUUCAGCAUCAGAGAGUUCAUACCGGAGAGAAGCCCUAUAAAUGUGUCGAGUGCGGGAAGGCCUUUGGUGAUAACUCAUCCUGUACUCAACAUCAGAGGCUUCACACGGGCCAGCGGCCUUAUGAAUGCAUUGAGUGUGGAAAGGCAUUUAAGACAAAGUCAUCCCUGAUUUGUCAUCGCAGAAGUCACACCGGAGAGAGACCAUAUGAGUGCACUGCCUGUGGCAAAGCCUUUAGCCAUCGCCAGUCCCUUAGCGUGCAUCAGCGGAUUCAUUCCGGAAAGAAGCCGUAUGAAUGCAAGGAGUGUAGGAAAACCUUUAUCCAGAUUGGACACCUCAAUCAACACAAGCGAGUCCACACGGGCGAGCGGGCCUAUAACUACAAGAAAAGCAGGAAAGUCUUCAGGCAGAGCACACACUUCGCUCAUCAGCGAGUUCAUGCCGGAGAGUCAUCCGCACGCCCCUCCUUACCUUCCACGUCAAAUCCUGUGGAUCUUUUCCCCAGAUAUCUCUGGAACCCAUCCUCGCUCCCAUCACCAUAAUCUCAGUAUUGUUCUUCCAGCUAGGCUACUCCAGUAGUGUAUAGACUGGUCUCUGCUCUUUUGUUUUUGUCCUCAACAAGGUUGUUUUUCACGUGGCAGUCAGGGUGAUGUGGGUGUGAAUGUAACUCGCUCACUUCUGAUGUAAAAACUUGCAUUGAGGUCCUCUAAACUGGUUACUGCCUAAGACGCUCCUAGAACAGUGCCUCGUCCACACGAAGUGUGAGUGACUUUAGCUCCUUUAAAACAUUAUUUUGGGACAUUGAAGCAUUGCCAUAGUUAGCUCUGAAUAAAAAUGGUGCAUAACACAAGACCAGGCUGAACAAGGUUUUAGAUUGGGAAGAUGAGUUUGGGGAAGUCCAUGAAGCUUUGCCUAUGUCGCUUUAAAACUUGAUUCCAUUUUGCUGAGUUCGUGUUGUGGGUUUCCACCUUAUCUGCAUAAAUGUAAGGUGCACUUGGUGAGAAAAUUUAGCUUUACAUCUGACAACAGUCUUAGGACGUGUGCAGGGAAUAUGGAUGAGUAGGCCACCUGGAACAAUCAGAAAACGCAAGCUUUAUAUGAAUAAAGUUAAAACUACAGACAUGUUACUCGAGAAUUAGAAAAUUUGGCAAGAUUUGAUCUAUUGAAAGUCACCUGGACUCAUGAAUGAGUUCUCUUAAACUUUCAAGGAAAAAAAAACCUGAGGUAUACUUAUCAAGAGUAGGGGUCAGCAGCCCUCGCUGAUUUGGCUCAUUGGAAAAAGUGUCAGCCUGAGGAUUGAAGGGUCCCGGGUUUGAUUCUGGUCAAGGGCCCGUACCUCAGUUGCAGACUCGAUCUCUGCACCUGGUCAGGUCUCAUGCGGGAGGCAACCUAUCAAUGUGUCUCUCUCACAUCAUUGUUUCUCCCCCUCCCUUCCACUUUCUAAAAACCAAAGGGAAAAUAUCCUCAGGUGAGGAUCAACAACAAAAAAGAGUAGGGGUGAGCAAACUGACUCAUGGCCAAAGUCUCACUGGCUGUUUUUGAAUGGCCUAUGACCUAAAUUUUUAAAAUAUGUUUAAAUGGUUGGACAAGUUAAGAGAAUAAUACUUUAUGACAACAUGACUAUUAUAUGAAAUUUACAUUUCAGUGUCUGUAAAUAAAGUUUUAUUGGCUCACAGCCACACAUUUUUAUUUUUUUACAUAUUGCCUUUGGCUGCUUUCAUUCUACAAGGUCAGAGUUGAGUACCUGCAACAUACAAAGUACAGCCUGCACAACCUCAAAUAUUUACUAUCCUUUUACAGAAAAAGUUUUCCCACCCCUGCUCUAGCACAGAGAAGUAAUAUACAAAAGGUUUUAAUUAUUUCUUCAAGGAAAAUACAACUUUUACAUCAACAUGAAAACUGUCAAGCGACUUCAAAUAGAGGUGAUGGGAAACUAUUAAACCAUAUUGAACAAUAUAAAAUGUGAAUAAAAAGAAAUAUAUUUUUCUAGAUGAAACACUGGAUACUAUUAAAAUAUUUGUAAAGUGUUUUUCCCAACAGAGUCCCAGUAGGAUAUGUUUAUUUUGACAGUUUUUUUAAAAACCACACGAGGAAAGAUAAUUUGUCAAGUAUAGCCAGACAUUUUAACAAUAUGUUUCUUUGCAUUUGAAAUUUUAUAAAAAGACUGGUUUUUAAUUUUGGGGAAAUGAUGUUUGACAGUCCGUUGUCUACUCUCCAAAAAAACC